Messenger RNA from Carassius gibelio (silver crucian carp), 719 nucleotides. RefSeq names its product serine/arginine-rich splicing factor 10-like. The record is from RefSeq and is a predicted model, not a curated record. Bases 142 to 648 code for a protein of 168 amino acids. NCBI's taxonomy places the organism in Eukaryota, Metazoa, Chordata, Actinopteri, Cypriniformes, Cyprinidae. The transcript has 5 exons. Gene Ontology annotation, molecular function: RNA binding.
GCGCUGUUGAGUUCACGCCUCGAUGUCGCCGAAGUAAAAGCGACACAGAACCGCGUGGAGCUAGAAAGAUUUCAGAAAGGAAUCACACUUAAAACUCUUUCAUAUUUGGCUUCAACAAGCACGAAUUGAAUACUGAUUAUAAUGUCUCGGUACAUGAGACCGCCCAACAGCUCUCUGUUCGUCCGCAAUAUUUCCGACGAGUCCCGGCCAGAGGAUCUGCGGAGAGAGUUCGGCCGAUACGGCCCCGUCACAGACGUCUACAUCCCUCUAGACUUCUACUCCCGUCGGCCCAGAGGAUUCGCUUACAUUCAGUUCGAGGAUGUCCGGGAUGCGGAGGACGCUCUGCUCAAUCUGGACAGGAAGUGGGUGUGUGGACGGCAGAUCGAGAUCCAGUUCGCUCAGGGAGACCGUAAGACGCCGGGGCAGAUGAAGUCCAAGGACCGGCAGUCACCACGCAGCUCACGAUACGACGACUACGAUCGGCACAGACGCUCACGCAGCCGCGACAGACGCAGGUCUCGCAGCACGUCCUACGACAGACGCCGCAGACGAUCCCAGAGCCCUAGAGAGUCCAGAGGAGGAACACACCGCAGACGCAGCCGAGAACACGACAGGUACAUCAUCUCACCCACAACCACAGCUGAUUGAUCUGGACCUAGCCAACUCACUCUUAUUUACACUGAUUCUGCUUGAAUACUGGAUUAUGAUUGGCUGGCAGG